Molecule: messenger RNA, 1404 nt
Organism: Candidozyma haemuli
Lineage: Eukaryota; Fungi; Ascomycota; Pichiomycetes; Serinales; Metschnikowiaceae
Product: Imp2'p
Exons: 1
Coding region: 1-1404 (467 amino acids)
Source: RefSeq, a predicted model, not a curated record
AUGGCCAGUCGUCAGUCCAGAUUAGAGGCCGAAAAGUUGGCCAUCAUCCAGAAGUCCAUGUCAAGGGGCCGUUCCAACUCCCCUUCCAAUAGCAAUAGCAGAUCCUCGUCUACCCUGAAUGACGAGUUCAACAAUAAAGAUAUCAAGUGGUCCAUCACCAACCAUGACCCACUGGAGCGGUUAAGGGACCCCAACGAGCGGGGUGAUGAUGAGGAUACCGCCAAUGCUCUUUGGGAAAACGAAAUGUCUGAAGAGGAACAUAUCAGUGAUGACGACGAUAACGAGAAGUUCCAGUACGACGGAACCGGCAACAUCUUGCCUAACUACGCAUGUCAAGACGAAAAGAUUCUGGAAAUCUCUACCAUCUUGCAGCACUCCAACUUGAAUGACAGACAGACGAUUAAGAAGCUUGAGGAGUUGACCGCUACCGAGAGAGCGGUGGCCAACGCUCGCAACAUCGGCAACGAUGUAGAUCUCGAUGUGGUUGAAAAGCUCACCCAGAACAAGCAUGCUCUUACUGGUAAAGAUGGCUUGGACCUCUACAACUCUGAUCAGGAUGCCGAGUCCAGAAGACAGAAGUUGGAAACAUACCAGGCUUACAGGCGAAAGAUCAUUGACCAAGAGAACGAGCAAUUGCGUGGGCAACACAGUGCAAACUCUGGGAAGAAGGAACCAGGACUGGAGAAUGAUAGCCAAGAUACUGAAGGCUUUUUGGCACCCUACACAUCUGCCGUGGAGGAUAAAUUGGACUCCGAAUUUGCAUCCCAAUUGAACGAGACAAUCAAAGAAGGCGAAGUGGAUUCGAACAUCUCUCACUCAAGAGUUAUCCAGACAAUCACCCGUGGUAACUUUUUCCAGCUCAUCAAUCCAAAGGUUAAGCCCAAGAUGUUCCUUCUUUGUAUGGACUUUAGUCCCGAAUCCAUCUUUGCACUUGAGUGGUGUUUAGGUACUGUGUUGGUCGAUGGCUCUGUCUUAUUCAUUGUCUGUGUUAUUGAAGAUAACGAUGCCAACCAUAACUUGAAGGGUAACUCGCCAAAUGAAAGAGAAUCUGCCAGACUCAAUAUGCUUAACCGUGCAAAGCAACAAGUGUUGAACUUGUUGAAAUUGACAAAGCUACAAAUCCACAUCGUCAUUGAAAUCAUUCAUCAUCCAAUACCUCGUCACCUUAUCUUGGAGUUUAUCGAUAACCUCCAACCAACGUUGGUUGUGGUCGGCUCUAAGGGACUGAGUGCUAUCAAAGGUGUCUUGUUAGGUUCAUUGUCGAACUACUUGGUCACCAAAUCUACUGUCCCAGUGAUGGUAGUAAGAGAGAAAUUGAAGAAGAUAAACAGAUUCAAGAACGGCUCUUCCAUCUUCUCCAACAACAUCAAGCCGUUGACCUUGUCUGAAGCUAGAGUUGAUUAA